Messenger RNA from Abrus precatorius (Indian licorice), 1733 nucleotides. Its product is annotated as histone-lysine N-methyltransferase, H3 lysine-9 specific SUVH4-like. NCBI's taxonomy places the organism in Eukaryota, Viridiplantae, Streptophyta, Magnoliopsida, Fabales, Fabaceae. The coding region runs from base 63 to 1535 and encodes 490 amino acids. The transcript is spliced from 13 exons. Gene Ontology annotation, molecular function: protein binding; histone methyltransferase activity; zinc ion binding. Gene Ontology annotation, cellular component: nucleus. The record is from RefSeq and is a predicted model, not a curated record.
AUGCUCGACUUAAAGGUUCAAAGACCACUGCCAAGCGACCUGAUCUAAAGGCUGUAUCCAAGAUGAUGGAAAAUAAUGAGACACUGUACCCAGAGAAAAGAAUUGGCAACAUUCCAGGUAUUGAGGUUGGACAUCAGUUCUAUUCUCGUGCUGAAAUGGUGGUAGUUGGUUUUCAUAGCCAUUGGUUAAAUGGCAUAGAUUAUAUGGGCUUGUCCUAUUCUAAAGUGCACAGCAACUAUAAAUUCCCACUUGCUGUUGCCAUUGUUUUGUCGGGCAUGUAUGAAGAUGAUCUUGAUAAUGCCGAGGAUAUUGUAUACACUGGUCAAGGUGGGCAUAAUUUGACUGGUGAUAAGCGUCAAAUUCGGGAUCAAAAGUUGGAACGUGGUAAUUUGGCUCUCAAGAAUUGUGUUGAGCAAGGUGUGCCUGUAAGGGUUAUUCGUGGUCAUGAAUCUUCAAGCAGUUACACUCGUAAAGUGUACACAUAUGAUGGUUUGUACAAGGUUGUCAAAUAUUGGGCAGAAAAAGGAAUAUCUGGAUUUACAGUCUACAAGUUUCGACUUAGGAGGCAUGAAGGGCAACCUACAUUAACCACAAAUCAGGUUUAUUUUACUUAUGGACGUGUACCUCAAACUCUAGCAGAAAUACGAGGAUUGGUUUGUAAGGAUAUUACUGGAGGUCAAGAAGAUAUGCCCAUUCCUGCUACAAAUUUGGUUGAUGAUCCCCCUGUUCCACCAACAGGUUUCAGGUAUCUUAAGUCUGUUAAGGUUGCAAAAAAUGUGAAGCUUCCCAUGAAUGCCAUUGGAUGUAAAUGCAAAGGGAAAUGCAAUGAUCCAACAACUUGUGAAUGUGCAUUGCGUAAUGGCUCUGAUUUUCCCUAUGUAUCUCGGGAUGGUGACAGGUUAAUUGAAGCUAAAGAUGUCGUUUUUGAAUGUGGUCCCAAAUGUGGUUGUGAUCCUGAUUGUUUGAACCGAACAUCUCAAAAAGGACUUAGAUAUCGUCUGGAGGUUUUCCGUACUGCAAAAAAAGGAUGGGCUGUUAGAUCCUGGGAUUUUAUACCUUCUGGAGCACCAGUUUGUGAGUACACUGGAAUACUUGCUAGGACGGAAGAUAUGGACAGUGUGUUAGAAAACAAUUAUAUUUUUGAGAUAGAUUGCUUGCAAACGAUCAAGGGGCUUGGUGGAAGAGAGAGGCGGUCACAAAAUGGAGCAUUUGCUGCGAGUCUUUUGGACAAAUAUGAUGACCCAGGUUCUGAAAGCAUUCCAGAGUUUUGCAUUGAUGCAGGAUCUACAGGAAAUAUUGCUAGGUUUAUAAACCAUUGUUGUGAGCCUAACCUGUUUGUUCAAUGUGUUUUGAGCACACACCAUGAUUUGAGAUUGGCUCGUGUAAUGUUGUUUGCUGCCGAUAACAUACCCCCUUUGCAGGAGUUGACUUAUGACUAUGGUUAUGCGCUUGAUAGCGUCUUGGGCCCCGACGGGAAGACCAAGCAAAUGCCUUGCUAUUGUGGAGCCCCAGGCUGCAGGAAGCGAUUGUUCUAAAUGCUGCCUUUCCCAUUUUUGUAGAUGUGUGGCCAUUUUUGUAAAACUAAGGCGCUUGCGUUUUUGUAUUCUAAAACUGGCGCUGCAGGUGCUCAAUUGGUUCGUCGAUGUGCAAUAUGUACAAUUGUUGGGUCGAUAUGGCAGCAGAGUAACAUUGUAAUUUUUUGAAAUUCGAGAAAUGAUAUAGAUUUUCUUUGC